UGAUCUUUGCCUCCUCUGUAUUCAAGAUUGCUUCAUCACCAGGCUGUGGGAUGCCGAGUUUAGGUCGUAGGUGACGCACAUAUCGAUCACGCCAAGAAUGGAAGGAAUGUUUGCCAUACUUUUCUGCAAUGAUUUUGUAAAUCUUGUUGCCAGAGGUAGCGACAUCUGCACGAUGCACGAUACGCCUCAACAAGUCAUCGUCUUCAAGCGUAAAAUCGACACGAUUGCCACGCGAUCCAGUGCCUUUGCUUGGUUGAAUGACAGGUACGUACUGCUGCUGCUGUAUGGCCUGCGGUGUCAAGGACUGCUUGACAAUGCGGUAAUUGCCAAUAUUCUGGAGGUAGCCAUUACUGAUGCUAUCAUCGAUGAAAUUGGGCGAGGUGUAGUCCUUGUCAAAGAAUUGUGGCCUGUUGGGAUCACCGAUCUUGACGGCGCCCGGUACAUGCUCACUGUUGACAAUCUCCCCGCCGCGUGCCUCAAUCUUGUGAGUGAGGGCCGUGCGGCCAGGGAGGGAGCGGGAGAGGUAGAAUUUGAUGGGCUCUCCCUGGUUGUUGUAGAAGAGAUGGGUGGCCUCUUCCUGUUCUGGACUGUGCUCAUGUUGGGAGGACAUGGCUUGCGCGCGCUUCCUUUGUUGUGAUGCGUUCUACGCUUGAGCCUGUUGUCUAAUGGUGAGGGUUAGAGUAGGACGUAGAGUAGGGUCGAUUCGUUGC
Molecule: messenger RNA, 710 nt
Organism: Protomyces lactucae-debilis
Lineage: Eukaryota; Fungi; Ascomycota; Taphrinomycetes; Taphrinales; Protomycetaceae
Exons: 1
Coding region: 98-637 (179 amino acids)
Source: RefSeq, a predicted model, not a curated record